Paecilomyces variotii is the source of this 1196-nucleotide messenger RNA. RefSeq names its product DMRL synthase family protein. Gene Ontology annotation, cellular component: mitochondrial intermembrane space; intracellular anatomical structure; riboflavin synthase complex. NCBI's taxonomy places the organism in Eukaryota, Fungi, Ascomycota, Eurotiomycetes, Eurotiales, Thermoascaceae. The transcript is spliced from 3 exons. The coding region runs from base 199 to 813 and encodes 204 amino acids. Gene Ontology annotation, biological process: riboflavin biosynthetic process. The record is from RefSeq and is a predicted model, not a curated record. Gene Ontology annotation, molecular function: 6,7-dimethyl-8-ribityllumazine synthase activity.
CUCCACUGUCCUGGAUAAUCGUAGAUUUUAAGCGACGAUAUCCGAUAAAGCGGAGUCAUCGAUUUGUACGGAUUUGGACAGUCACUCGGAACCCCACCACUCUCACAACGUCAAUCCGGCGCGGCAUCUACUUCACAAUCCUCUAUUAUUACCCAUUGCUCUGCACUUUCACUAUUUACAGCUCGAUACAUACAAAAGAUGGCAUCUUUGAAAGGACCUGGAGCUGCGCAGAGCUAUGACGGCACCGGCCUCCGAGUCGCGAUCGUUCAUGCACGAUGGAAUACUGCCAUCAUCGAUCCUCUUAUCGCUGGAGCCAAGAAGACUCUCCUCGCUGCUGGAGUGACGGAAGAGAACAUUGUUAUGCAGAGCGUUCCAGGCAGUUAUGAAUUGCCCUUUGCGGUACAACGGAUCUACGCCGCCUCGCAGGUCCAAGCCGCCACCAGCUCCUCAUCCGACGGCGGUCUCAGCGCAGGCGAUCUCCUUUCUUCAUCGACGACCGAUCUGACCAAGACAGAGACGUCUUCCUCCGUGAAGCCCUUCGAUGCCGUGAUUGCGAUUGGAGUCCUGAUCAAGGGAGAGACGAUGCAUUUCGAAUACAUCGCUGAUGCGGUCACGCACGGAUUGAUGCGCGUGCAGCUGGAUGCUGGAGUCCCUGUUAUUUUUGGAUUGCUUACUGUUCUGAAUGAGGAGCAGGGUCUUGAGAGAGCUGGUUUGGGGAAGAAGGGAAUGCAUAAUCAUGGUGAAGAUUGGGGUAAGGCGGCUGUGGAGCUUGGUGCGAAGAGGAGGGGUUGGAUUCAGGGAAAGAUUCUCUAAAGGGUUUAAAAGAAUGGGGGAAAGAAGAAAGGCUACGAUGGUCUUAUAGGCGGUGUACUGCUGUUUGGAAAUGGGAAAAAAAGGAAAGGUAGCAAAGGAUAUUGGGAAGCUUGGAAUUCUUAGUUUACCAUUGGCUGCACCGGAAAUGGUGUUGAGCUGCUUCCUGCCUAUCCGAUCGCAGGGGGGAAACUAGGAGAAAUAAAUACAUGCACAUAUCAGGACCAAGGGAGACAGGAUCCUCAAGGACCAAAGUUUGGAGGGGCCAUGAUAUAGUAGGGUGGCCUGCUAUAUUUCAGAAGAACCUCAAAUUAAGACGUCAAGUACAGAGAUAGAAAUCCGCGCGUAUUGCAGAUUGCAUGUCUAUCUGUCUAGAACUGCAUCUC